CAAAGGUUAAGGUUAUAAUAUUAAAAGUUCUUGACUUUUAAACUAAGAUCUAGUGUAUUACUUAUAUUUAAAUAUGUAAUAAAUUAAGAGUUACAAAUAAAGCAAAGUGUGUCUUACACAACCGAAUGCUACAUUUAACUAUUCUAACCUAAUAACCAAAACAUAAACAAUCAACAAUGUCCGCUAGAUUUGAUGUGGCCCUACACAAAUUUCGACAGCAAUGCCCUUAUGUGAGCAAAGACCUGCUCCGCUGGUUCCCUGGUCAUAUGAACAAAGGUCUAAAACAGAUGCAACGUAAAUUAAAAAGCGUUGACUGUGUCAUAGAAGUACACGAUGCCAGGAUACCUUUUACAGGCAGAAAUCCAAUCUUCACAAGCACAUUGACUGGCGCUAAACCUCACAUAUUAGUCCUUAACAAGAGGGAUUUAGUCAUAACAUCAUUAAUACCUCGAAUUAAAGAUCAACUAAAAGCUGAACAAAAUGUCGACAAUGUCGUGUUUACAAACAGCAAAGAUCAGUUUUGCCGCGGUCUGAAGACUAUUAAACCUUUAAUGGUUGAUUUAAUAAAAAAUUCUAAUAGGUAUAACAGAAGCGAGGAGCUAGAGUAUAAUGUUAUGAUAAUUGGAGUUCCAAAUGUCGGUAAAUCCUCUAUGAUCAACAUGUUGAGAUCCAGGAAUAUUAGUGGAAGGCAUGUGCUGCCGGUCGGUGCGGUUGCCGGUGUAACCAGGAGUCUUAUGAUGAAGAUGAGAAUAAAUCAUGACCCCUGUAUAUUUAUGUUGGAUACUCCAGGUAUCUUAGAGCCAUCAGUAACAAAUAUAGAAAUGGGUUUGAAGCUUGCAUUAUGUGCUGCACUUCAAGAUCAUCUUGUAGGCGAGGAGAUCAUCGCAGAUUACUUGCUGUACUGGCUUAACAAGCAUAGGAAAUUUAAAUAUGUGGACUUCAUGGGCUUAGACGAGCCUUGUGAUGAUAUUAAUAAGGUACUCCUCUCCGGUGCCAUUAAAUACAACCGUAUCAGAAAAGUUAGAGACUUUGAUGGUAAAGUCCGGGAUGUACCGGACCUUCUUGAAACCUCCAGACACAUUAUUAAAGCCUUCAGGACGGGAGAAUUGGGAAAAGUUAUUCUAGAUAUUGACCUGCUGGAGAAUAGACCUAGCAAUAAACAGGAGGUUCUAGCAUAACUGUUCUAUUAACCUUUAUAUUCAGCUCAAUACAAAGAGAAAUGAAAUUUUUGGAACUACCAUUUAAAUGAAGAAAUUAUUAAUCCACAUAACGAACUUUCCUUUAAAAUGUAGUUCAUUCACUCACUUAUUAUGUCGGAUGCUGAGAAUUAUCAGGUCUGAAGUUUGUCAACAUGCUCUCGAGAGUGAUGCCAUCCAUGUUAAAAGAUUUGGAAAAAUUCAAAUACUAAAGACAAAUAUAGUACUGAAACUAAUGUAAUAAAAAAAGUAGCCAAAAUGAUAUGAUACAAACGAUGAAAACCUAAAUCAAAGAAACUGUCAGACCUCGAGAAACUGUUAAUUCUUUCUGUGUGCAACAAAACGUAAAGUCAAUAAAUUUAUAGAAAAUUUGAGGAUAAAUAACGUCUUAGUUGUCCGUGACUCAAACUAAAAUAUACAUAAUUUAAAUAAAAAAUAAAAAAUAAUAAAACAUUCAAUGUCAGAUUAAACCACGAAAGUCAUCAUAGUCCUAUUUGUUAAAACACAUCAGAUGUAAUGCCUGAUGAGCACGUAUUUAUACAGAGAUAUGUAAAUAUACAGGAAAUGGCAAAUUAUAGUAAGAAUCAGCUAAAAUCUGUUGUAAUAUAAAACAGUCGACUAGCAAUGUACACAUAAGCCAUUUUAAUUAAGUCACCAUUCAUAGUUAGUGUCGAUGGCAACACGCAUCUUCAAUUAGUUUUCUAAUCUUCUAUAAAUAGAGAAGUCUCCAUAAAGUCUAUGGGUUAUAAUAACCGCUUAACUCCACGCGAUCCGUGAGCUCGAUCACCCAUCUACGCAAUAAAAACAUAUACAACGUAUUUUUACGCAACUAAAUGAUAUUGUAGAAUGAAUAUGAGUAAAUGAAUUAUGAAUACUAAUUAGUAGGUAUUUCCUACGUCUUGAGUUUUUGUCGCUUUUUUUUUUGAACUAAAGUUAUUAUUUUAGUGAUGAAAAAAUUUUGAAUCUUUUUCCGGUGUCCGUGAUUAAAUUACAUAGUUUUAAUUGCCUCUGAAUAUAUUAAGUGUUGAAUGAAACUUUAAAACUAAUCAUACCAACGCUUGCUGAUACCUAUUUGUACCAUAGCGGGUAGAUAACGGUAUACGA
Bombyx mandarina (wild silkworm) is the source of this 2300-nucleotide messenger RNA. Its product is annotated as mitochondrial GTPase 1. Gene Ontology annotation, cellular component: mitochondrion. The record is from RefSeq and is a predicted model, not a curated record. Gene Ontology annotation, molecular function: GTPase activity; GTP binding. NCBI's taxonomy places the organism in Eukaryota, Metazoa, Arthropoda, Insecta, Lepidoptera, Bombycidae. Gene Ontology annotation, biological process: mitochondrial translation.